Messenger RNA from Carassius auratus (goldfish), 1878 nucleotides. Its product is annotated as sphingosine kinase 1-like. The transcript has 5 exons. Gene Ontology annotation, biological process: sphingosine biosynthetic process; phosphorylation; cellular response to growth factor stimulus. Lineage: Eukaryota; Metazoa; Chordata; Actinopteri; Cypriniformes; Cyprinidae. Bases 78 to 1568 code for a protein of 496 amino acids. Gene Ontology annotation, cellular component: intracellular membrane-bounded organelle; cytoplasm; membrane. The record is from RefSeq and is a predicted model, not a curated record.
CACACACACACACACACGUGUUCAAACUGCGUCCCGGGGCAGCACGCGCACUCACCGCAUCACUGUCCGGUCGUGGGAUGGAUGAACCGGGCGCGCUGCAUCAGCGGAACGGGCCCGCCGCGGGUGCGCGCAUGCACGGGCAGUUCACGGACGCGGACACCGGGCGGCUCACACACGCUCUGACUCUGUCGGACAGCUGUCUGACCGUGCAGAACAUCAGCUCCUCUUCACCGCCGGAGCACCUGGACCUGCGCGACUGCCUGUGGAGCCGCGCGCACCGGGGCGAGGACCAGGACGCGUAUCUCUGCGUGUAUCUCUACCCGUACCGGCGCCGCUGGAUGGCCUGGGGUCCGGGGCGUCAGAGGGACGAGCGGCGCUUUCGGCUCGCGCUCAGGACGGAUGAUAAUGAUGAGGACGCGAACCUGCGCGAGGCGGAACGCUGGGCGCGCGCCAUCAACAGCGUUGGGCGCGCGGAACACGCGCACGGUGUGUUGUUAUCUGAGGUCCGCCGACCGCGUGGCAUGAUGGUUUUGGUCAAUCCUCAGAGUGGACAGGGCCAGGCGAUGGCUCUCUAUAACCGCCACAUACAGCGGAUGCUCACUGAGGCAGAUAUACCACACACACUCUUCAUCACAGAGCGUCAGAAUCACGCGCGGGAUCUGGUGAGGAGCGCUGACCUGACGCAGUGGGACGCUCUGGUCGUUCUGUCUGGAGACGGGCUGCUGUUUGAGGUGGUGAACGGUCUAAUGGAUAGGCCGGAUUGGGAAAAGGCCAUCCAGACUCCUCUGGGAAUCCUGCCUGGGGGUUCAGGAAAUGCCCUGGCUGCUUCUGUCCAUCACUACACACGAGCGUCUCCGGUGUGGGGUGAAGACCUGCUCACCAGCUGUGGGUUCUUGCUCUGUAAGGGUCUGGUGUCGAAACUGGACCUGGUCUCCAUCCGUCUGGCGUCCGGCGCUCGUCUCUUCUCCUUCCUGUCUCUGGCCUGGGGCUUCGUGGCCGACGUGGACAUCGAGAGCGAGCGGUUUCGGCCGAUCGGAGCGCUGCGCUUCCUCCUCAGCACGCUGCUGAGUCUGGCCUCCUUACGCGUCUAUCAGGGGAAGCUGGCGUUCCUGCCUGCCGAAAGCGAGCGAGAGUCGUCCUCAGCUGGGCUCUGUGGCGCAGACACCCGGCUGCCUGACCGUCUGCUGGUCCCUCUGGAGCAGCCCGUCCCGCAGGACUGGACGCAGGUGGAGGAGCAGGAGUUCGUCCUGGUGCUGGCCAUGUUUCAGGCGCACCUGGACGAGGAUCUGCGGGCGGCUCCAGACGCACGGGUCGAUGACGGACUCAUUCACCUGUUCUACGUGACGGGGGGAGUCUCACGCCUCAUGAUGCUGCGGCUCUUCCGGGCCAUGCAGAGCGGGAAGCACCUGGACUUGGGCUGCGCUCAUCUGGUGUACCGGCGUGCACGAGCGCUGAGGCUGGAGCCGCUGAGUACGGCCGGCGUGAUGACGGUGGACGGCGAGCGCGUGGAGUACGGGCCUCUUCAGGCGCAGGUGCACAGAGGAGCGGCCCGCCUCAUCUCAGCGUGAACCAGGGGUUUAAAACCUGAAGCAUUACACCACCGCACAACCCUGACUGCCUGCUGUUACACUUGAAUUCAAUUAGGGUGACCAAACGUGCCAUUUUCCCAUGCAUGAAGGUGGGAUCUUCAGAGAAGGGUCAAAGCGAUGCAAAUACGUGUAUACUAGUGUUUGACUUGAAGCAGAUCGAUCGGUGUCUGACAUCACAGUACUGUGAGACGAUUCAGAAGCACAAGAAGCCGUCUGAUCAGAGCUCUCUUUGGAAAAUGGCACUUUUCGUCACCCUAAUUUAAUGUUUGUUUGUUUGUUUUAUUAAAGA